AUGUCGCACAACCAGGCUAGCGCAAGCACAUCGAAGAUGGACCGCAAGACUCAAGAAUCAACACAUACUGAACUCCAUCAAGCUUCGCCCCAGCCACCACCGCUCCCGUUACUCUGGACGAGAGAAAAAAUCAAGCUCCACCGAGGUCAGCUUACACGGCUCGUCAAUAAGGCCGCGCAGUUAUCGCACUCUGGUCUCGAUACUGUGGAGCACCUGAAGGCGAUGUAUCGGCAAGUCGACGCCAUGCGAGACAAAUUCCAAGAGCUCAGCGAACUAUUCGAUACGCUGGGCACUUCGCCGGAGUUUACAUCGGACGAGGCUUCAGUAUCCAAAGAAUUUCAAAAGCAUGCGGAAUAUGAAGAGGCAGCCAGUACCGCAGUGGAUAACCUCUUAGCCGCAAUCGACCCACUGGAAGCAGUCCAUGGCGCGCAGUCAACUCCGACUCCCUUAGCAGACUUGGCCGCUCUUCAAACGUCAGAAGAGUUCCAGGAGACGGAACAGGCAGAAACAGCUCAGGAGAAUGGUCAAGACUCCUUCCACUCGGAUGAGCAGCAAACUCAGCAGACGCUCGACAGUCAGCAAACGGAGGUGUAUGCCGAGGAGCUGCAGCAGCCACAGCAACCAGAAGAGCCACCGAGAACCCCAGUUUAUUUCCAUUCCGACCCGAGCAAGAAAGUCCCGAAAUUUAAUGGGAAUCCGGUCCGCUACGUCGAAUGGGAGAGACUUUUCGAUUUCUACGUCGACAGAACAUCACUGGAAGUCACCGAAAAAUGUCGCAUCUUGAAGAAUUCACUCAUCGGACAGGCCCACAAUGCCGUCGCGCAUUUGACGAUUGGUCAGGAGGCAUACCCGCUGAUGAAGGAGACUAUCAAGGCCAACUUUGGCGACUCGAGAUGGGCUAAGACUGCCCUCAUCCAACGCGUGCACGGCCUGUGCAAGUCGAAGGAACUCUUCAAAACUAACAAGUUCAUUCACUUCGUGUCAUCCCUGGCUCUUAGCGUUAGGUCCCUGGUCAGCUUGGGAAGCAGUUUCGAAUCUCUUUCAGAUUCGUUCGUCUCCAUGAUCUUGGGUUGCGUUCCCAGCUCUUUCAGAAACGAAUUCAAUAGGAAUCUAAGUAGACAGGUCGAUCGCUCUUCAAGCGAGCUGGAAGUCUUGUUGAAGGCUCUAGAGGAGGAGAAAAGGAUCCUGCAGGCUGGCGAUCGCCAAGCGGCUUUCAAUGGGAGUCACGCCCAGCAAUCCAAUCAAGCCCAUCAGGCUAAUCCCGGCCAUUCUAGGAGGGACGAAGGCGCGAAGCACAGUAGAGGAAAAAGGCAGGGCGGUUUUCAGGAGCAGUCGGCUCAAUUCGCUUUUGCCAGCGCGGUGUCGCAACCCGAUCACUCUUGCGUAUUCUGUGGCGAUUCCCACAGCGGUCUUAAAUGCACUAAGACGAUGUCGGUAGAGGAGCGUAGAAGACGAUGCGAAGAGCAGAGCGCAUGCUUACGCUGCCUUAGAAGAAACCAUAUAGCUAAGAAAUGCAGGGCCAAGCUCAGUAAUUGCCGAAAGUGUGGAGGCAGACAUUCUGAUGUGGUUUGCGCUAGAAAUUCGCCGAGCGCCAAUCCAGGCUCUCCUCAGGUGGCGGCGGCUAGUUGCCCGUUUCAGUCCCUGCCACAGCCUGCGGGAGCUCUCAUCCAGACGGGAUACGUCUGGGUAAUUAACGGCUCCAAAAAGCGUAUUGCAAGGGUUCUGCUGGACCCGGGAGCAAUGAGAUCUCUCGUAUCGGAGAAGUUGGUGAAGGAUCUACAAAUCCCGACUUUGAGUUCGGAACCGAUCCAAAUCCACGGCAUCGGAGGCAAGGUGACGGACGCGAAGCUUCUCGAUUUAUGUCGGCUAAAACUGAAGAGUCGUUUUUCCAAAAAGCAAAUAUCGAUCACGUGCCUCACAAUUCCCAAGGUUAUCAAGCCUAUAAUCCCGAACGUCACUGCUAUAGGGGGCUUCUCCCCAGUUGCUGAUUCUAAAGAAGAAGGUUUCCCCGAGGAAAUAGAGCUGUUGAUUGCUAACGACUGGUUGCACCAAGUAUACUCAGGGCAAAACCAGAUCGUGGGCUCGGCUUUCGCGUCACCCACGAUUUUCGGAUGGUUCUUUUGGGGAAGGAGUGGUUCAAACCAGUUUACCAACUCGGUUCACACUGCCGCCGGGGUCAUCCAAUGCAUAGCAGCAGCAAACAUCACUCAGAGCUUAACUCAGCCGGUCAGCCCAAGAGGCAUUCCAGAAAAUCUAGAGUUCUUAUGGGAUACAGAGAUACUGGGGAUCGAGCGCUCACUCUCCGACGAGGAGCAGAGAUCGAUUGCUGAAAUGGAAAAAUUCUUCAAUACGAUUUCGAGAAAUGAAAACGGAAGAUACUGCGUCGCGUUACCGUUUAAGCCGAAUCUGCCCACACUCGGGGACAAUCAAAAGCUGGCUUACUCUCGACUAGUGGCGUUUCUCAAAAACGCUCGAAAGAAGCCAGAGCUGCUAAAAGCAGCAGAUAAUGAAAUAAAAAAGUAUAUCGCGGAGGGGUACGCCGAGUUGGCUGAGCCCCGCGCUCCGGGGGAGCAGGCUCAUUACCUACCGCUCCUCGCCGUGGCCAAGAAGGCUCUCGCAGGCUCUCAAGAGCUCAGAGUCAGGCUGGUUAAGGACGGCGGUUCCCGUAGCAGCGAUGAAGCUUCGCUCAACGAUGUGUUGGAAAAAGGACCCAACCUCCUGCCGGAUAUAUUAUCGGCGUUGGCGAAUUUCCGCAAGAGACCCAUCGUCAUAGUAGCCGACAUAGAGCAGGCCUUCAUGCAAUUCCUGAUAAAGAAGGAGCAUCGGAGAUUCUUGCGCUUCUACUGGGCUACGGGUAUAUCGGAAGACCCUCGCGCACCAAUCCGAGAGUACUGGGCCACAGUGCUCGACUUCGGGUUGAUUUGCAGCCCUUGGCUGCACUGCGCAGGUGUCAGAUUUCAUCUCGAUCAGGAAAUCGAGAAGCUACCAGACAAGGCCAACAUGUUGCGUGAGAUACGCGACUCAUUCUACAUGGACGACGUCUGCGUGGGAAUGAACUCGAUCGCCGAGGCCAAACAGGCCACGAGGGAUAUGCUGCAAAUUUUCCGUAAUGGUCACUUCCCUCUUAACAAAUGGGCGACAAAUAGCCAACCAUUGGCUGAGUUCAUCUCAAGCGUUGUCGGCCCGUCGCGCUCCGUUUCGGCCACGGACACGAAAAGCAAGUUCCUUGGAGUGUCCUGGAACCAGGUUUCGGACUACCUGUUCAUUGAUGUUCGGAAAAUCGCCUCGUUCCUGCUGGAAGGUCCGACCUCUAAACGUCAGCUUCUGAAGGGACUCAGUCAGAUUUUCGAUCCUUUGGGGAUACUUGCAUCAAUCUCUAUAAAUUUCAAGAUUUUGACUCAAACCCUGUGGGAAAAAAAGAUUGAUUGGGAUACCCCGCUUGACGGAGAACUCAAGGAAGCUUACAUAAACGCGGCCAACAAUCUGGAAUUCGGCGGCGAGAUCCAACUGAAUAGAGGAAUAUUCGUGAUCCCAAGAGCAGAGGCGAGGCGGGAGCUGCAUGUGUUCGCCGAUGCCUCGUUGGCAGCAUACGGCUGCAUUGCGUAUAUUAGAGAGCUUCCCAGAGCGACGUCACGAAAGAAGCCGUCAGUUAGUUUCGUGAUGGCAAAGGCAAGAGUGGCGCCUUUAAAGGGAAAAUGGACAAUCCCGCGCCUGGAGCUCGUUGCCGCAGUUCUGGCGGCGCGCUUUGCGAAAAACAUUCAGAAACUAUUCGCAUCGGAGGUGGACGAAGUUUUCCUUUAUUCGGACAACUCCUCAGUGUUAGGAUGGAUAAGAGAUAGCGCCGAUCGCUGGAAGCCGUUCGUCGGAAACCGCAUUAGAGAGAUUCAGAAUCUGUCGAGCUCGAAUUCGUGGAGCUACAUCCGAUCGGAAGAAAAUCCCGCCGACCUGCUCAGCCGCGGCUGUCCGCUUGAUUCCCCGGAACUCAGACGGUUCUGGCUAGCGGGGCCGCAAUGGCUGUCGGUCUCAGGAAGACCGGAACCGCACUCGUUGAACGAUUCCGUCCCUUCUGGAGAAAUUCUGAUCGAGAGAAGGCAGGAAAUUCUGGCGGCAGCGGAGGUUGUAAACGAGCCCCCGUUGUUUAGAAAACAAUUCUCUUCGUGGCGGAAAACGGUGCGCAUCGUGGCCUACAUGCUGCGCUUCGCCUCGAAAUCUUCCCAGGGCAGUAAACCCACCGAUCGGACGAUCGAUACAGCGGAAUUCCAGGUGGCUGAGGAUAAGUUGUUAAAAAACAUCCAGAGCGCACAUUUUUCUACGGAAAUUGCGUCGGAAUGCCGAAGCAUAACGAAAAGUAGCGAGCUGUUCCAAUUAAAUCCAUUCGUAGCGGAGGAUGGGUUUCUCAGAUGUCGAUCGAGACUGGAGAGAUCGACCGAGCUAUGUUUCGAUGAGAAAUACCCAAUCAUUUUUCCUGGUGAAGACCACCUCACCCGCCUGCUCGUUGAAUGGUUCCACUCGGAAGCUUGUAUGCAUACCGGGGGAGUGGCUGGAACCCUACAGGAAAUUAGGAAAAGAUUCUUCGUACUCAGAGCGCGCAGAGCGGUAAAAGCGGCGAUCUCGGGCUGUAAAACGUGUCUCAGAUUUCGGGCGCAGAGGGCGAGCGAGCCUAUGGCUCCGCUUCCCCCAUUCCGAAUUGAGUCUUGCGCCCCGUUUGCGGUCACGGGGGUCGACCAUGCCGGACCCAUAUACAUAAAAAAUGAUCUCGGGGUAAAGCAAAAGAGCUAUAUCCUGCUGCUGGUCUGCGCCGUCACGCGCGCGGUCAGACUAGAGCUCGUCCCAGAUCUCAGUACGUAUGAGUUUCUGAUCGCCCUGAGGCGCUUCAUAGCCAGAAAUCCGGCAGUCGUCCGUAUUGUAUCGGAUAACGCGAAAACUUUCAAGAAGGCGAACAAUGAGCUGAACGUUCUGUUCGAUCACGCUAAGGCUCCGGAGACGCGUUCUCUGCUGACAAGCAAACGCAUAGUGUGGCAGUUCUCAACAGAAAAGGCACCUUGGCAAGGUGGCUUCUGGGAGAGAAUGGUGCAGACUGUGAAGCGGCCGCUAAGGAAUAUCUUGGGAGUGCACUGUUUGAAAUUUCGCGAGCUAGAAACGGUCCUAACUGAAAUAGAGAAGAUAGUUAACGAUCGACCCAUCUCGGCAGUCGUGACGGACCCAAAUGAACCGCGAGCUCUGUCACCGUCAGACCUCCUAUACGGGUACCCCACAAGGCAAGCAUUGCCAGAAACCAAGCGCGUAAUUUCGACCGCGGAGUCGGCCACGGCUUUGGUUUUCUCAGAGCGCUGGAAAUACCAGCAAUCAGUCCUUCGAGGAUUCUGGAAACAAUUUCACAGCGGAUACCUUCAGUAUUUGAGAUCGGCGCAUUACAUCAAGCCGCAGGAUAGCCGCCCACUCGCUGUCGGAGACGUAUGCAUCCUGCAAUCUCCUGACGCGUCGCGAGCUUUCUGGCCCUUGUGCGUGGUCAAGUCGCUUUGCGGCGGGGAGGGCUCUUCGAGUCGCCACAGGUCUUGCGUUAUCAAGACAAACAGCGGUCAGACUCUCAGAAGACCGAUCCAGCUGCUGUACCGCUUGGAGGUGUCCCAAUUCUAA
Molecule: messenger RNA, 5637 nt
Organism: Galendromus occidentalis (western predatory mite)
Lineage: Eukaryota; Metazoa; Arthropoda; Arachnida; Mesostigmata; Phytoseiidae
Exons: 1
Coding region: 1-5637 (1878 amino acids)
Biological process (GO): proteolysis; DNA integration
Molecular function (GO): aspartic-type endopeptidase activity; nucleic acid binding
Source: RefSeq, a predicted model, not a curated record